Molecule: messenger RNA, 1104 nt
Organism: Agrilus planipennis (emerald ash borer)
Lineage: Eukaryota; Metazoa; Arthropoda; Insecta; Coleoptera; Buprestidae
Gene: Ubc6
Product: ubiquitin-conjugating enzyme E2-17 kDa
Exons: 3
Coding region: 200-655 (151 amino acids)
Biological process (GO): proteasome-mediated ubiquitin-dependent protein catabolic process; DNA repair; protein polyubiquitination
Cellular component (GO): HULC complex
Molecular function (GO): ubiquitin conjugating enzyme activity
Source: RefSeq, a predicted model, not a curated record
UAGUGCUAUUUUUGUUUAUGAAAUCGGGAGAAAAGGAACGUCAUGCAAAUAACAGAUUUACUGUGUGAAUUGCAAAUAAAUAGCUGAUUUCUGGACAAAUUUGUUGUUAAAUUUCAGUGCAAAUAAAGUAAAUAGAACAAUUGUUACGAUUUUAUUGUUCUAGAAAAUUUGUUUUCGUGUAGAAGUUUAAUCGUAAAUAAUGUCAACUCCAGCUCGUCGUCGUUUAAUGAGAGACUUCAAAAGGUUACAAGAAGAUCCACCAACUGGUGUCAGUGGAGCACCCACUGACAACAACAUUAUGAUAUGGAAUGCAGUGAUAUUUGGUCCACAUGACACCCCCUUUGAAGAUGGUACUUUCAAACUGACCAUCGAGUUUACUGAAGAAUACCCAAAUAAACCACCUACAGUUAGAUUUGUUAGUCACAUGUUCCAUCCCAAUGUAUACGCCGAUGGUGGUAUUUGCUUAGAUAUCUUACAAAAUCGAUGGAGUCCUACGUAUGAUGUUUCUGCUAUAUUAACAUCUAUACAAUCUCUACUUAGUGAUCCAAAUCCUAACUCUCCAGCAAAUUCAAUGGCUGCACAAUUAUACAAGGAAAACCGAAGGGAAUAUGAAAAACGAGUGAAAGCUUGUGUUGAACAGAGCUUCAUAGAUUAGCCAAUUUAGCUACAUUUAAAUAUAUACAUAAAUAUAUAUAUAUUUCUUUACACUACUGCUGUUGAUAAGUAAACAUGUAAAUUUGCAAAAUUGUAUUGUUUCAGUAUGUAAUGUAAAAUAUUCUUUUUGCGAUUUUAUAAUCAUAUUCCCUUUCUCCCCAGGACUAAUAUCAAUAACCUAUUACAUCUUCAAGCCUUUGUCUUUCUCUUUUUUAUGUAACCUAGGGGUGUUUUCUCCCCGAAUUAACGUAAAUUAGAUUAUUGUUUAGUUUUGAAAGAAAGCUGGUAUAGUUAUUUUAGUUAUUAUGGUCUUUUUCACUUGCGUACUUUAGGAUUUACAAUAUUAUCUACAACUGCCGUCUUUCUUGUACUUUCUCUGUUGGUGUAAAAACAGAAAUAGUUAUAAACCUGUGCUAUAUUAUAAGUAUGUCAAAUAAAUUAUUAAUUUAU